Trypanosoma rangeli is the source of this 708-nucleotide messenger RNA. RefSeq names its product putative HIRA-interacting protein 5. The record is from RefSeq and is a predicted model, not a curated record. The transcript has a single exon. Gene Ontology annotation, molecular function: iron-sulfur cluster binding; iron ion binding. Gene Ontology annotation, cellular component: mitochondrion. Gene Ontology annotation, biological process: iron-sulfur cluster assembly. Lineage: Eukaryota; Euglenozoa; Kinetoplastea; Trypanosomatida; Trypanosomatidae. Bases 1 to 708 code for a protein of 235 amino acids.
AUGCUCCGGGUGUCGCUAUCCUGUCUGCUGACUGCACGUUCUGCAGCUCGUCUGUGUGUGCAUCGGCGGCCAUUGUCAUCGGCAAUUCGUGUGGUGCGUGGCGUCGAUACUUCUACUGGGCACCACCAACUGGGGCGCACAGUUGGGGGUGCCGCAACUCCCAUGUGGACGUCCCAGCGUCUUCUUUUAGUUGAGACGAGUGAGACGCCAAAUCCCGAUUGUUUGCGUUUUUACUCGAUGGAUUUGUCCUUCCUUCAACCCGGUUUCUCAAUGGACUUUCCAAACGCCGGGCAUGCGUACAAGUCGCCUCUGGCGGAGAUAUUGUUCAGCAUCGAUGGGGUAGAAGCUGUGUACCUCGCCGAUGAAUAUGUCACAAUACGGAAGGCUUCCCUCGUGGAUUGGGAAGAGAUUCUGCUGCCGAUAAAGGAGAGUAUCACCCAGUUUUCGGAGAGCAAUGCGAAAAUUCUCUCAGAAGACGGGGAAAAUCUUAUUGCUGGACACAAUGACGACACAGAGCCAAGGGAUGAUGAUGACGAAGUAAUUCUAGCUGUCAAGGAGUUGCUUGCCACACGCAUACGGCCUAUGCUGCAGGCGGAUGGUGGGAAUGUGCGCUAUGUGGACAUGGAUGAUGGUACUGUUUUUGUGUUGCUGGAGGGCGCGUGUAAAUCAUGCCCGUCAGCAGGCGUGACGCUUAAAAAGCGGUAUUGA